AUGUACCAGCCUGUGUCUGAAGUUGCAGCGAUGCAGAGCCCCAGUCGAUCUUUUUUGUCUGUGGGUGCCAAUGGAGACACACCGAACCUGCGAUCUGUCAUGGGUGCUGCGCUGGACGCAUACCUGUGGACUGAGAGGCAGCGAAGCGAAGAGGCCAGCGAGUUCAGCCUUGAGCUGAAGAAGUUGCGGGGCAACAUGCAGGACAUUGCAUCGGCUGCCCAGCAACGAAUCGCUGAAGAGGUCUCACAUUUGACUGGCGAGAUGAUGGCUAUCCGCGAUAGCAUUGCGAACGAGCUGCAGGUGCUGCGCGAAACGCAAGCGUCUGACAUCACCAAGCUGCGGGACUUCGUGGACGCCAGCAGCUGGAAGCUGCGUGAUCAGCAGACGGCCGACACGGGAAAGCUGCGAGAAGGCUUCCAGAGUGAAGUCAAGGCUCUUCGAGAAGAGCUUUCUCGGGCAUCCUCCUUUCGCUCUGAGUUCUCGACAAUCCGAUCGGCAUGGGACUGUCAUCUCGGAACACUGCGCACUGAGCUGAGCGCCGUGCGCAAGGAUCUCGACACCCAGAAGUCCGACAUGAGCUCCGGGCACGGCGCCUUGCGUUCGGAUUUCGACACGCACCGAAGCGAGGUGAGCGCUCUGCGCUCCGAGUUGACUUCGGCACGCUCGGAUGCCAGCUCCCUGAGAGCUGACCUGGACUCCUGUCGCGCUGAGGUGACCAACGUCCGAGCAGACUUGGGCGACUUGAGCCACCAACUAAGUUCGCAAGCUUCCGAGCUGAACGCCCUCCCGACAAACCUCCGCACCGAGCUCCGCACGGAGCUGCGUGCGGAGUUGGGCUCGCAACGCACGGACCUCACGGGCCUGCGCGGUGACCUGAGCUCCUUCAGAUCGGAUGUGGCCUCCUGGCGCUCGGACAUGGACAGCCACCUCCGCGACCUUUCGCUUCUGAAAUCGGAGAUGAAAUCAGAGACUGAAAGCACCGGCGCCAUGCUCAAGUCUCUCCAGUCUGACAAAGAGCAGCAAGCCACAGAGUUGAGUGCACUCCGCUCGGAGAUGGACGUCACACGCACCAGCGUUGCCUCCCAAAGAUCCGAGCAGGAGUCCCAGCGCUCAGCUUUGCGGUCCGAGCUUUCCCAGCUCACCGCUGACCUCAGCAAGGUUCGAAAAGAACACUGCGACCUGCGUGGCGAGUUUCACAAGGAGGUUGCAGAGCUGCGGAAGGAAACUACAUUGGAAGUCUCCGAAAAGCAAACUGCCAUUGACGACUUACGCAAGGAGCUUUCAGAGACCAAGAGCCAGCAGACGGGCCUUCAGAAGGAUUUGUCUGGACUACGUGGUCACUUUGGCGACUUGCGAAAGGAGCUUUCCUCCACACAGGGGCAGCUCAACGACGCGCGCAAGGACUCUUCCACAAUGCAAGGGCAGGUGAACGACUUGCGCAAGGACACCGCUUCCUUGAGAAGCCAGACGAGCGACCUGCUCAAGGAACUCCCAGUGCUGCAGGGCCAGGUGACUGACCUGCUGAAGGCACAGGAGGCGGCCGCCACCCAUGCCCAACGCACACAGGAAGACUUGCGAAAGGGGCUGAGUGCCACCGAGGGCCAGGUCAGCAGCCUUCAGAAGGAGAUGGUGUCUAUCAGGAGCGAGGCGAAGGACAUGUCUAAGGAUGCGCAGGAGCUUCAAAGCAAAGUGCGAGGCCUCCAAGAGGAAAGUUCGGAGACUUGCACGCGAAUGAACAACUUGCAGAAGGAGUUGGGGCAGCUACAAAGUCAGCUGAACGACGUGGGCAAGGAGAUCAUGGCCGCACAUGAGACCACAAACUCGCUCCGCCACGAGUCGCGAAGAGCCGCUGAGGAUGCGCUGGCCCAGCUGUCCAGCCAUCAGCAGGAUUUGGGGGCGGUCCAGGGCUCUGUGGCGGAGUUGCAGAGCUCCUUGAAUGAUGUGCGGAGCUCCGUGAAUGAUGUGCGGAGCUCUGUGAAUGAUGCGCGAGAUGAUGCACGGCAGGGCAUCGCCGAUUCAAACAGCGCACUGAUCGAAGUCCGCAAGGAGGUUGCCGAAAGUAUCAGCCACUCCGACGUGCUGCACCAGGCCUUGCGGCAGGAUCUGGACCAGCUCCGCAGCCAGGCGGCUGAGGUGAGAAAGGAUCUCACCACUGUCUUCCAGAUGGAGCUGGCCAGCCUACGAAAGGAGUUGGGGCAGCAAGGAGAAGAUCUCCAAGGUGCAUUGAUGUCCAUGCAGGCCAGAAUAAAGGAUGAGGCCGCCACGGAAAUCAGGAAGCUGCAAGGCGAUGUCACCAGUAUGGUGCAGCAGACAACGCAAAGACUGAAGGACGAGGCAGGGCAAAUGUCCUCAGCUCUCCAGGCGGCCAAAGAGGACGCCGCCGACUUGCGCUGCGAGGCCUGCAGUGCGAUCGAAGACCAGCGCCGUGAGGUCGAUGCCCAUCUCUCCAUGCGCAUCACGGAGGUGCAAGAGCAGCUCGAGAGGGAGUUCAAGGUGGCAGAUGCCAAUUUGCAUGCCGAAGUGGCGACUGCCGCCGCAAGUGACCGGUACAAUGUGGGGGUGGAGAUGGAGCGACUCCGAGCCGAUCUGGUGCAGGUCGACUCACUCCGAGCAGCUGUGGCACAAGUUCAGGAGAUGGCAAGCCGAGCGGGGUCCCACGAGGUGGUUGCGACACUGAGAAUUGACCCGACAUUCCUCCAGAACUUCAUGCCUGCCGACUAUGAGUUUCCCUUGGUGGCCAGCAGGUGCAUGGUCCGGCUGAAGCCCAACCGAAAGGGGGAAAGCCCUCACAGUCCACACAUUCGGAGUCCUCGGAAUGGAGAGAUGUGGCCCGAGUACAUCGGCAUCUUCUUCGGUUUGUGUGACACUCGUGUCGUUCUGGGCAACUCUGGCAACCGACUCUCCAGCUAUGUUUGUUCCGUACGGCUAGACAUCUUCGACCCACAGUCUGCCAUGUGGAUGGCGGUACUGGAGAACCCAGCACAGGAGCUGACCCCUGGUGGAGCCCUCCUGGGCUCACACGAAGCCAUUACAUGCCACCGUUUCAAGGAGUUGAUCAGCUCUGGCCUCAGCCCUGACAGAAAGCUCCUGGUGAGAGUUGUGGUGUCCGACGUGGGAUGUUUGCGGCUGCAGCAAUUCGAAGACACUUCUCCGACCCAAUAUGGGGGCUAUUAA
Messenger RNA from Symbiodinium natans, 3174 nucleotides. Lineage: Eukaryota; Dinophyceae; Suessiales; Symbiodiniaceae. The record is from the annotation of a GenBank genome assembly.